AUGUCUCUCGGGAGAUUGGGAAAGCUGAAAUUCGAAGUAACCACCGACCGAUCUGGAUUCCACAAGCGCUUUAAGGAAUAUCGUGACCGUAUCUGGAUGAUGCCCAAGGCCCAGGCUCUGGCUUUGCUCGAGGACUACAUGGAGCAAGUGUAUCCCCUCCUCCCAGUCAUCCAUGGGGCAACAACCCGGGGUCUCAUCACGAGGUUUUAUGACGACAUUUCACGCGGCGAAGAAAAGCUUCCACAUUAUAUCGCCGCUCUCAUUCUCACGCUAAGCGCGCUCAGCGCCUACUUUUGGCAGCCCGAUGUUGGAUUCCACAGUUACUUUACCUCGGCCGAAGAAGCCUCCGAGGCAUCCGAGUUUUGGCGGGAUUGGGCGUUCGAUAUACUCGCCAAUGCGACCAAAGAAACUAACGCCGUGGCCAUGGAGUCUGCGCAGGCCUGGGCGGUCAUGACCUACAUGAUCCAUAACGUUGAGGGCUGUUCUUCCCGCUUCCGGAUCCUCCACAACCGUAGUCUGACCGCCGCUCGUGAGCUUCUUUUUCAUCUCGUGGAUAGCCCCAGGUCCGCCCGAAAUGAAGAUGAAGUUACCCGUGAGCUUAAACGUAGAAUAUGGUGGUAUAUCGCUGGGACAGACUGGCUUCUUGGGUUUAUGGGAGGCCCUAACGAGGGCACGUAUUCCGUCCAGACCCGGCACAUGAACGUCAGUUACCCGAGAAACAUCAACGACAAUGAAAUGAGCUCGGUGGACAAAUUUGCCAGCACCGAGCCCAACAAAUUUACCCAGUUGUCCUGCUUUAUUCAACGAACUCGCAUCGCAGAGAUCAUCAGAGAAGUACUAGAUGCAAGCUACCCCGGGGGCCCCGACACGGACAUUACCGACUGCGACCAAGUUCUCGCACUGGACGAGCUAUUUGAAGAGGGCCUGGCAAACCUGCCCCCUUAUUUCCAGGGCCAGGAACCGCCUCAAAGCAACCGAUUCGGUCCCGUUGAGCUGCAGCGCCUGGUCGUCCAGUUAGGCCUCCUCACCCGCCGAGCUCGCCUGCAUCGGCCAUUCCUCUUGCUUCAACAGAGUCACUACACCCCCAGUCAGCAGCGGUCCCGCGCAAUAUGUCUCAAGACUACCCGUGCUGUAGUAUCUCUGGGCCUCGAUGUCAUCCAGUUGCAUCCGUCUAGUGUUGAUUCGACUGGAUCGGCCCCUACAACAAAAACUCUAUCUGCCCAUCGCCUCGGUCUUGUCAUCAACCAUCUAUCCACAGCCUGUACCGUACUCGCCAUCUACGCCAGUUCAACCCCUCGAUCACCACACCACGCAUCCCCAGUAAAUACCACGAGCGACGGCCAACGCCGUCGGUCGCAGGGUCAAGUCACUGGAGCCAGAACCGAAACGGAUGAUGCUCAGAGUCGAGCCGCCGUGUCUGAAUUGCUAGCUCAUGCUGGACGUGUUCUUAGUGACUUAGGUGCCGGUUCCCCAGCCGCCGCUGAUUUGCUGCGGAAUCUAGUCACCCUCCUGAAACGCCAUCACGCUAAGCACCAAGGUGGUGCCACUGUGGUAGGGUUUCGCCAUCGGGGUGGGGAUGGUGAUGAUGGUGGUGACGGAGGUGCCUCCGGCGAUAUGUCAAGGAAUAGUCAUAGUGUUACCCCCUUCAAUGGGAGUGCCAUCGCCGGGCAACAGAUGCACCACCAGGGACAACAACAAGAGCAACCACAGCAGCAGCAGCAGCAGCAGCAGCAGACACACGCAGCUCAGCAACAACAGCAACAAUACAUUGUUCACAGCGCCGCACAGAUCAAUACCACCCUACCACCAGCCACAAUGCCGCUCCCCAACCCAACCAUCCCCGCGCUCCCACGCCCAGACGCAAUCCCCUGGCAAAGACCUGGACCUCUGAUCAUGGAUAAUUCCUGCUCCCCGUUUAGCUUGGAUGGGAUCUGGACAGAUUUUGUGACGGGGUCCACGGAUGAUUACAAUCAGUUGUUUGCGGAUUUGGAUUAUUAUUGUGGGAUUGCUUAG
Dichotomopilus funicola is the source of this 2013-nucleotide messenger RNA. RefSeq lists its product as uncharacterized. Bases 1 to 2013 code for a protein of 670 amino acids. Gene Ontology annotation, biological process: DNA-templated transcription. The transcript is spliced from 3 exons. NCBI's taxonomy places the organism in Eukaryota, Fungi, Ascomycota, Sordariomycetes, Sordariales, Chaetomiaceae. The record is from RefSeq and is a predicted model, not a curated record. Gene Ontology annotation, molecular function: zinc ion binding; DNA binding.